Messenger RNA from Bicyclus anynana (squinting bush brown), 4058 nucleotides. It is a transcript of the gene stl, whose product is annotated as A disintegrin and metalloproteinase with thrombospondin motifs adt-1. Lineage: Eukaryota; Metazoa; Arthropoda; Insecta; Lepidoptera; Nymphalidae. The transcript has 18 exons. Gene Ontology annotation, cellular component: extracellular matrix. Gene Ontology annotation, biological process: extracellular matrix organization; proteolysis. The record is from RefSeq and is a predicted model, not a curated record. Gene Ontology annotation, molecular function: metalloendopeptidase activity. The coding region runs from base 464 to 3451 and encodes 995 amino acids.
ACGCAGUCGCGGCUCGCGAAACGACGCGAACUGCCGUUAGGCAGACAUUUUAUUUAUAUUUACGACUAAAACUGUAAAAACUAACAAAUAAAAUAAAACUAAAAUUUAAACUAACAAUUAAAAAUCAUGAAUUAUUCGUGUUACAGUUAGGCAGUUUGUAAAAAGUCUGCAGUAAAAGUGCAAUAAAAAAGUAACAGUCAAUUUGCGCGGGAAAGUCGAGCUUUUGUGUAAAAUAUUAUUAUUUAUAUUAGAGUUUUUAUAAUAUUUGAAGGCACUAUAUAAUUAAUGUAAUUUAAUAAAAAAAAAUAUUAUAAGCAAAUUAAAUUAAGCACUAAAAAGUUUUAAAAAAAUGCGAGCCAGUUGUAUUUUUAGAUGACAUUUUUUUUAUAAAUAGGCAAAGGUUGAAAGCUGUACAGCCUAUUUUAUUAUGACUUUUUUUACCGGUAUUGUGUGAACUAUCGUGAUGAUUUGGAGGAGAGUGCUUUUGGUCGCAGCUUUUUCAUCGUUUGUUGAAGUCAAUAGUGAACAUCUGUUCCAAGAUGAUGAACACAAAACUCAGCUGCUCGAGCAUUUGUCUGAGACGGAAAAGGUGUUCCUACUGGGUGCUAAUCAUAACAAUGCAGAAUUCGAGAUAGCACACAUAAAACGAUCAAAACGUCGCAAAAGAUCUUUACUGCAUGACAAUGAAGACUUGGUACAUUUGAAAAAGCAUCUGAACAUCAAACUGAAUUCCAAAAACAGUUUUCUGGAUCCACAAUUUUUGUUACUCAAGAGAUGGUCCAACGGCACGGAAGUUGUGUUGGAUCAGCACAACGAUGAAGAAUUAGAUUUAUGUUAUUAUAGAAGUGAUCACGCUGCUUUGUAUGUAUGUGAUGAUGUGAGAGGCGUCGUCAAGUCAAACGAUAGUUACUAUUUCCUGCAUCCACUGCCGGAGAGAUUUCACAACGAACAUAUCAAACAACAUAUCAUAGUGAAAAAAUCUAUUUUUGACCUAAAUAAAGAUACACGUAAUAUAGAUGAUGAAAGUGUUUGUAUUGAGAAAAAUAAUCCUACGUUUUUCGAUAGUCCAGAAGAAGUCAAGACUUGGACGAAGCACAGAAGAAAACGGGAAAUAGUAGCAGACACAAGUGAAAAUAGCAUAGAUCAAUUUAAAUUAAAUUUAGCUCAUAGAAAUAAAACAAUACAGGACUUUGUGAAUAAGUUAGAUAUAGGAGAAAAUAGACAUAAAAGAGCUGUGCUACCGGCAAUUUUUGUUGAAACAGCGGUGUUUGUCGAUAGAGAUUUAUACAAACACAUGACAGUUAACUUCCCAAAAGACACAGAACGAGAGUUAGUGAGAUUUGUAUUAGCAAUGAUAAAUGCAGUGCAACUGCUCUACCAUGAUCCAAGUUUGGGGAGACCGGUGAAUUUUAUUUUAAAAAGGUUAGAAAUUCUCCACGAAGACCCAGUGAAUUUGAAGAGACCUCACGAUAUCGAUCGAUUUUUGAGCAACUUUUGUACGUGGCAACGUUUAGAGAAUCCACCAGGAGAUAAUGAUCCAUUGCACUGGGAUCAUGCGGUUAUAUUGACCGGAUUAGACUUGUAUGUCGUCAACAAAAAUGGCAAAGUAAGCAGUCAAGUUGUAGGAUUAGCUCCUGUAGCUGGGAUGUGCACUGUGACCAGCAGCUGCACUGUCAAUGAAGGAAGACAUUUUGAGAGCGUCUAUGUCGUUGCUCAUGAAAUUGGCCACAAUCUGGGCAUGCGACAUGACGGCCCGCUGGCAGACAACGGCUGCGACCCCACCGCCUACAUCAUGAGCCCCACCCUGGGCAGCGGGAAGAUCACGUGGUCGCAGUGCAGCAGGAAUUACUUGCAGAAGUUUCUUGACACAUCACAGUCUAGAUGUCUAUUGGAUCACGGUAAUUCAGCGGGGCAGUUAGAUCACAGCGCAGAAGGCAUUCUUCCUGGAGAAAGAUUUGAUGCUGACCAACAGUGUAUGCUCAAAUACGGUCGCGGCAGCAGACAUUCUGGCGCGCAGAAUUUGGAAGACAUCUGCAGAGAUUUACAUUGUCAAAGGGAAAGGUACACCUGGACAUCGCACCCUGCACUGGAAGGGACCAGAUGUGGUGAAGAUAUGUACUGCCGAGGCGGCGAGUGCGUGGAGCGCGGAGGCGCGCGCGUAGCAGGCACGGGCGGCCGCUGGGGCCGCUGGUCGCGCUGGUCGGAGUGCGCGUCUGCCUGUCUGAUCGACGACGAGCACGCGCCCGCCGCCGCCGGCCUGGCCAUGGCCAGCAGGAGAUGUACUAGAUCUAGGCACGAAAACGGUAAAAAUUACUGCCAAGGUCACGACAAGAAGUAUCAAUCGUGUCAUGUAACGUGUAAAAACGUACCGCGAAUGACGGUGAGAGAGUUCGCGGAUCAGAUAUGCGUGAGAGCUCGAGAUGUGGAUCCUGAUUUGAUUGGCACCGGCCUGCAGAGGAUGGAUGUGGAUGACGCGAGCAGCGCGUGCGCGGUGUGGUGCGACACGCGCGGCGGCGGGUACAAGUCGCGCGGCUGGACGCUGCCCGACGGCACGGCGUGCUCCACGCUGGCUCCCAAGUUCUGCAUCGCUGGUAUUUGUCGAAAAUUCACCUGCACUGCCAAUACAGACACGGAGUUUUCUCUCACGCCGGGGGAAUGUGAGUGGGAAGCUCUACAAGUGCAAACUGUCACACAGCACACUACCUCAACGAAAUCAUCCGGUACGUGGCGGCGAGCCGUGGGCGCGCAGUGGCGGCCCAGCAGCGGGUGCCAUUUCCGCUGCGUGCUGGGCGGCUCCGGCCUGCGCCUCGUCUCCUCCGCGUCCAGGAGGAGCAUCCAGCUGUGCCAGCCGGACUCUGAGCGGACGCAUUUGGGUUGCAGCCAACUAAUGUCUCCAUACCAGUACGCCACAAUGGUCUGUUCGAAGUACAAGGAGAGAGUCAGAAGACUGUCGGGAUUGGGCAUGCAGAUAUCACCGGCGUUAGAGGACCCGGACCGGCCGUGCCGCAUCGCGUGCCAGGACGAGCGCGUGGCGCACCGCUUCUACCUCGUCAACGGGCACGACGGCUGGUUCCCGCUCGGCACCGCGUGCGGCCGCGCCAACAACUCUUACUGCGUCAGCGGAAAGUGCUUGGAAUUCGGUCCUGACCAAACCCCAUUAUCAGAAAUGGUUUUCACGCUGCCUCUACUGAACCGCACUAGUGAAGACAUCCGGCGCUCCUCGCGCCACCGCCGCAGUCUGUACCGAGACAGGAUCACUGUGAAGGCGACGUUGGACAGACAACAUUUGGACGAAAUCAUUGCAAGACUCAAUUUCACAGGUAAAAACAACAAACACGUAACAUACUUCCAAGGUAUUCCUGAAAAUAUAGAAUUGGACUUCACAAACCCGAUCCACAUUUCACCAGAGGACACUAUAUUGAGGAAAGUACCAAGACCUACUUGGGAUUGAAUACCUAAACACUAAUUAAAACAGGAACUAUUUCAACAUUUUUGAAAAAGCCUAAAUGGCGGAAGCUUUAAAUUGGUACGAGAGUUCCAUAUGCAAUAUUGAGUUUUCCAAAAUAUAAAUGGUUUUGAGAAUGAAAUUAAUCUUUGAGAAAUUCAUAAAAGAGAAGUUAUUUACGGACUUAUUGGCCUACUGGUGUGUUACUAAGAAUGUGACUGUCUGCAUAAUUGUAUGGAGGAGUACAGAAAGCUCUAUCUAUUAUAAUAAUAGAUUAAAUAAAAGUAUAUUAAUGUUGCGUCGACGCCUAAAAUGUUAUGUACUUGAAGUGUGAAACAAAUAACGGUCAAAUUUCGACCAUACGCAGUCAACAAAUAAUACAAUGAACUAUUAUAGAACUGUAAUGGGGCUGUGUUUAUGAAUUUAACUAUUAACUGCCUCAUACAAAUGGUGCUUCGAAUGUUAAGGUUGUGUAUGUAAAUAUUUAGUGUAGGGUAUAGUCAAUUUUACGCUUUUUUUGACUGUACGGUUAUUGUGAUCGUUUUAGAAUAUUUAUUUUGUUAGGAUUAUUUUUAUUUUCCUUAAUUUUAUUAAUUAAAUGAAUUUUACCUAU